Messenger RNA from Trypanosoma grayi, 3000 nucleotides. RefSeq names its product glutamate dehydrogenase. The transcript has a single exon. Lineage: Eukaryota; Euglenozoa; Kinetoplastea; Trypanosomatida; Trypanosomatidae. Bases 1 to 3000 code for a protein of 999 amino acids. Gene Ontology annotation, molecular function: L-glutamate dehydrogenase (NAD+) activity. Gene Ontology annotation, cellular component: mitochondrion. Gene Ontology annotation, biological process: L-glutamate catabolic process. The record is from RefSeq and is a predicted model, not a curated record.
AUGAUGCGUCGUAUUGGAUUUCGGGUGUGUGCCGCCCGAUUGGCCACCGUCGCACUCAGCAGCUGCCUGCGGUGCCUGAGCUCCGAUGUCAACCACGACGACGUGGUGCGUGCGGUGAAGGCACGCGGCCUCUUCGAUGAUGCCUCCAUCAAGAACGCCGUCGAGCGCCUCAUGGGCGGCCUCUCCGAUAGCUCCUACGGCAAAUACUACUCAGCGGAGGAGGUGACGGCGCACGUGCACGGCUACCUUUGCGCCAAGGCGAACAAUGAACUGGGCGAUCAGUUCCAGCACUUUCACGAGGGUGCGGACUGCGCCUUCUACAUCUGCAAGAAGGAUCAGAAGAGCCAGCUCGCCACCGUCCGCCGCCUCGCGCAGUUCGUGGGCCGCGAACGGGAGACGAAGGUGUCCAUCUCCACGCGCGGCUACACCACCGACGACGGUGACAUCUGCGUUUAUACCCUGAAGUUGCGUCCAUUCAUCAACCCGACACCAGCUGAGGGUGAGACGAGCAUUUCGCAGCUUGCCAGUACCCAAUUCCUUGAGGAGCGCUCGCCGGAGGUGCUGGAGCGGUACCAAUCUCUUCUUCUUCGCUUCCAAGGAUCCGUCGUUCCAGUAUUCGCCGUGACCGAUGGCAAUGAUGGCGAGCUCUGCUUUUCCCUGGCCAUCUCCGCUGAGCGGACCUUCUACAUGGCCUCACUGCAUGCGAUGAUUCAGGAGAUCCCUGGCGCGGUGGUGCUGCGCAGCUUCUCAGAGACGUUUUCCAAUGAAGUGCAUAUCUACACUUUCUACAUCCGUGGCGCCACCAGCGAGCAGCUGGCUGACUGUGCAUCUAUGAUAGGACUGCUGCCUAACCGACCCACCAACACCAUCAUGCGUCUGCACGAAAACAUGGUUUUCAGCGUGGAGCAGACGGUCUAUACCGAUGCAGCCAUUGUAUUUGCGUUCUACUUCACGCCAAGCCCGACCACGGACGACUACGCACACCUCCGCAGCCUUCUCGUAAAGGAACCAAAUGGGGUAAACCGUCUUAACGCCCUUCGCACAUCGCUGAGCUUGGAGAUGAUGUCGGAGCGCUAUAUUGGUACACUUAUUGGCCUUUACCCUGAAUUCAUGAUUGAGAUAUUUGAGGACUUCCGUCGUGGAACAACGCCGGAGUCACGGCAGUCUAUUCGAGACAAGAUCGCCGCUCGUUUCAGGGAAGAUCAGCGUUCAGCACACGAUCUCGAGAUAUUCAUCACCUUCCUGCGCUUCAACGAGGUGAUUUUGAAACACAACUUCUUCAAGCAAGAGAAGGUGGCCCUCUGCUUCCGCCUCGAUCCUGCUUUUCUCCAGUCGCUGGAGUACCCACGCGUGCCACACGGUGUCUUCCUGCUCGCCGGUGGUCAGUGGCGCGGUUUCCAUGUCCGCUUCACCGACAUUGCCCGCGGUGGGGUUCGCAUGAUUAUCUCAAAGGAGAACGCAUACCGCAGGAACAAGCGGACCGUGUUCCAGGAGAACUACAAUCUCGCCCACACGCAGCUCCUAAAAAAUAAGGACAUCCCUGAGGGUGGCAGCAAAGGCACUAUUCUCGUCUCAAGCCGCUGCAUGACCCGGUUUGACCAUGCACGUUGCCAACGCUUCUUCUUGCAGUACAUUGAUGGUAUGCUGGAUGUGAUCCUUCCAGGUGAGAGUGGUAUUGUUGACAACUUGAAGCAGGAGGAGAUUAUCUUCCUGGGGCCUGAUGAGAACACAGCAGGGACGUUUCCCUCAGUGGGCGCACUGCACAGCAAGCGGCGUAACUACACCGCAUGGAAAUCCUUCACGACAGGCAAAGACACGUCGAUGGGAGGCAUUCCGCAUGAUGAGUACGGCAUGACAACGCGCUCUGUGCGCACGAUGGUGCGGGGCAUCUACGGGAAACUCAACCUCAACGAGGCGGAGAUGACAAAGUUCCAGACCGGUGGUCCGGACGGUGACCUCGGCUCCAACGAGAUCCUCCAGAGCAAAGAGAAGGUGAUGGCGAUGUCUGACAUCUCCGCCUCACUGCAUGACCCGAACGGAAUCGACCGCAAGGAGUUGGCGCGGCUUGCGAAGGAGCGCCUGCAGCUGCGCCACUUUGACAAGUCAAAACUAUCCUCGCAGGGCUUCCUUGUGCUGACAGAGGACAAGAAUGUGACGCUGCCCGACGGCAACUGUGUCGCGGAUGGUGCCGUCUUUCGUGAUGAGUUCUACUUCACGAAGUACAGCGAUGCGGAUGUGUUCGUGCCGUGUGGUGGUCGUCCGCGCAGCGUGACGCUUGACAACGUUGGUCGCUUCCUCAAGGUGCCGGAUGCCACAGGCGAGGCGAUGCUCGCCGGCAAGUUCGAAAACACGAAGGAUCUGAAGUACAAAAUUAUCGUGGAAGGGGCGAACCUCUUCAUCUCACAGGGCGCCCGUCUCGCGCUGGAGCGCUGCGGCGUCGUGCUGAUCAAGGACGCGUCGGCGAAUAAGGGCGGUGUCACGUCGUCGUCGCUGGAGGUGUACGCCGGCCUCGCACUUUCGGACGAGGAGCACGCCCGCUACAUGUGCGCCGCCAGCUCCGAGACGGUGCCGGAGUUCUACAAGGAUUACGUGAAGGACAUCAUCACCCGCAUUGAAAACAACGCGCAGCGCGAGUUCGAGGCGAUCUGGCGUGAUCACGAGCUGCACCCCGGCAUGGCGAAGACGCUCAUUGCGGAUGCACUCAGUGAGAAGAACGUGAAGAUGCGCGCAAACAUUCUCGCGAGCGAUGUGUUUAAGAAUCAGGAACUCAUGCGCUACAUUCUCCUCCAGUACACGCCCAAGACGUUGCUGAGUGUUGUGCCACUCGAAGUGCUGAUGGAGCGCGUCCCUGUCGGCUACCAGCAAGCCAUCUGCGCCAUGUGGCUCGCGUCGGAGUACGUGUACACCAAGGGCAUGGACAGCAAUGAGUUUGACUUCUUCAAGUUCAUGAACACACACUUGGAGCUUGCCACGGCCUUGGCGAAGGAGCAGGGGCGCUAA